AUGGUGGAGAUGGAGAUAAUUUCUUUUGCUCUACUUGCGGCACCCGAUACAUUAUUUCACCAGCAGACAGAAAGGGCACAGACCAACAUCCGCGAGUGGCUAAAAACCUUGAACGAGAAAGACUUUCCAAUUACUAAUUGGCUGUGGUUCCGAGUGAUGACGAAUCUCGCCCUGGUCAAGGUAUGCGGUGUUCCGUACGAGACAGUAAAGACAUACAUGAAAAACGACCUUGAUCAGCUGGAGAAUUUUCAUCUAGACCAGGGAUGGUCAGCAGAUGGCUUUUGGAACGAGAACGGUCGUCAGGCGGACUACUAUUCUGGGAGUUUUGCAAUCCAAUUUUCGCAGCUACUGUACAUGAAGAUGGCCGAGCAAUUUGACCCGAAUCGAUGUCAGAAGUUCCGCGAGAGAGCAAUCUUGUUCGCUUCGUCAUUCUGGCGUUACUUCGAUAAGACUGGUGCUGCGAUUCCCUUUGGACGGUCCCUCACCUACCGAUUUGCCUUUGCCGGGUUCUGGUCCGCAGUUGCUUUCGCAGAAGUUGAUCUACCGGCGCCACUGAACGAUUGGGGUAUAGUCAAAGGCCUUUUGCUACGUCAUUUUCGCUGGUGGAGUACCAAAUCCGAUGUAUUCAAUAUUGACGGGACCUUGACCAUCGGCUUCACGUACCCUCAGAUGUAUAUGAGCGAGGACUACAAUUCUCCUCAGUCACCUUAUUGGGCUCUGAAAUCUUUCGUCGCACUCGGCCUACCACCGGGACACCCUUUUUGGACAGCCGAGGAGAAGUCCCUACCCGUCGCAGAGCUUGAACUCUCAACACCAAUCAAACCUGCGAUGCAGAUUGUAUGCCAUAGUGAGAAUCAUCACUUCCUGUUAUCGAGUGGCCAAUUCUGUCCUUGGCCGCUCAAGGCGACUGAAGCCAAAUAUGGAAAAUUCGCCUACUCCUCGCAAUUUGGAUUCAGUGUACCUACAGGGUCCCUAAUACAGCAAAUCGCUCCAGAUAACACACUUGCGCUGAGCAAAGAUGAUGGCGAUACCUGGCGCGUACCAUGGAAAGUCCACGACUAUCGGUUCGACAAUGCGUGGCUGCGAAGAGGCUGUCAAAUAAUGGAAGAGAUACCUGCAUUAAGGAAUACGUGGAGGCCUUGGAAAGACGCAGAUAUCCAAGUGAAAACAACUCUUAUUGCGCCAUCCGCGCUCAUAUGCUCGAAUGCUGGUAGUAGUGGCAUACGAUCUCUCAUCUCUACCAACUGUCAGCAGUCCAAGGGGGAGGUACUCAAGCCGGAUUCCAAUACCGACCUGAUGUGGCAAAGAACACUGAUUCCGACGACCAUCAGUACGACAACAAUACAGCCAAGCUCAAGCAUGGAUUUUGUCACUGCUGUUUUCGCCGUGGCACGAAGGACAGGGCUUGAAAACGAGUACAGCGAGGUUGCCCUUGGAGAAAAGUGGAGAGACGUACCGCAGAUCUCACACCCAACGAAGGAUAAAGCGCCGUCGUCAGAUUUCAUCGCGUGCCCACAAGACUAA
This is a messenger RNA of Didymosphaeria variabile, 1524 nucleotides long. RefSeq lists its product as uncharacterized. The coding region runs from base 1 to 1524 and encodes 507 amino acids. The transcript has 3 exons. The record is from RefSeq and is a predicted model, not a curated record. NCBI's taxonomy places the organism in Eukaryota, Fungi, Ascomycota, Dothideomycetes, Pleosporales, Didymosphaeriaceae.